Molecule: messenger RNA, 1310 nt
Organism: Saitoella complicata NRRL Y-17804
Lineage: Eukaryota; Fungi; Ascomycota; Saitoellomycetes; Saitoellales; Saitoellaceae
Exons: 1
Coding region: 58-885 (275 amino acids)
Source: RefSeq, a predicted model, not a curated record
ACGGCGACUACCUAAACACCAAAAAGUGAACAACUAACCUCCAAGGAGCCCUACAAUAUGCCUCACAAGAAACCCAAGCGUUCCAUCCGUGAAUUUCAACGCCUCAAGCUCGAAGAGGAUGCCGCUCCUGAUGCCGCGCCGGUCAAUUCCAAACCCAACAAAAAGCGGAAGCGAGCCUCCAAUAACUCCAAGGAAGACGAGAAACUCGGCGGUGCAAUUCCAAAGGCUUUCCAGAGAAUCUUGGAUAUGCAGAACCGACACAAACAAGGCAUGAAGCGUAAAGAUUUUGAGCUCGACACAGGGGAGAGGAAGAAACGCUCAGCGGACGGGGAUGCGGAGGCACAAAAGAAGAAAAAGGCCAAGAAAGCACAAGAAACGAAGGAAAAAGAGAAAGAGAAGAAAAAAGAGCUCAAGAUCCAGCCAGGAGAGAAGAUGUCGGAUUUCAAGCGCCGUGUCAACGAAGCCCUACCCAUGAUCAAGCCAGACCGUGAUCCAAAAGACACCACCGCAAAGGGGAAAAAGGGCAAAAAGGCUGCCACCAAGGCCGAGGGUGAGGAUGACGAUGAGGAAGAAGAUGAAGGGGAGGACAGAAAGAAACGCACAACCUCCGGCCGCACGAUCCGUCGCCGCGAACCCUCCCCAGAUCCUUUCGCCCACCUUGCAACUACCAAGAAAUUUGGCGACAUCGUCCAAGAACCCCCAACCCUCACCGCACGUCCCCGCUUACGCGAAGGCGCAUUGGGUAUUCCGAAGACCAUCAAGAAGGCGGAUGGGAGUGGGGUGGAGGAGGUUACGAUGGCGAAGAGGGUUAUGCUGGGGAGGGAGAGGGAGGAGAUGAUUAGAAAGUAUCGGGAGUUGAUGGCGAGUAAGAAGGCGGGGAACUGAAGGAACAGCAAGGAGGGUAUCGAGUAACGGUCAUGAGAUUUCCGGUACCAGACCAGAAGGAGCGAUUGCAGACAUAUAGAGUGAAACCCAAUCAGAACAUCGAAACCAACAUCAAUUCAAAGAAUGAUUCAUAGCAAUAACUCCUACACAUAUCCGUAUCUAACUCCAUAACAAACCUAAACAAGCCCUGCAAAACAGUUCUUUAUCACGUACCCCCCUCCACUCUCCUCAACACGAAUAGCCAUUCCCUUCUUUACGAGGAAAUCCCAAAUAUCCCUCAACUCACCCGGCAUAACAGCCGGAUGCAACGCCUUCAACAUAGCAGCCUGCGAUAAACCUGGCCUUGCCAUAGCUGUUGCCAACACGGCGGAAACCCAACUACUCCAGACAUGCUCGAUACGCUUUCCGUGAAUGUUGAUCCAAGU